AUGGGAGCCGCACUGUGCACGCGGAGCGGUGUGGUGGCGAGCGGACAGUCGACCAUACAUGAAUGCCGAUAUCCACUCUGGGCGGUCAAAGUAUCCGACUUCCUAAGGAUGCGCGGAAAGCCGGAAGCCCAUGACGUAUUGCUCGAACAGGGCAAGCUGUAUCAGUGGUUUCCAGGCAUGUUUUUGAUCUUCAUAUCGCACCAGUGGCUGAGCACCAGCCAUCCGGAUCCCCAAGGACGGCAAAUAGCAGUUUUGCAGAAGAUGCUCGAAGGACUUAUCGAUGGAUCACUACAGGUGCAUGAGGAUAUUGUAUGCCGGACGGCGGAGCAUAGCCUGUCGUCUGAGACACGUCGGAAAAUUGCCGAUGCCUUUGUGUUCCUAGACUGGUUCGCCAUCCCACAGAUCACAGCACGAAAGCCAGGUGUGAAUGAAGACGCCACUUCGAGCAACGCAGCCUUGGCUGUCCAAAGCAUUCCGGCUUAUGUGGAGUUGUCCAACAUGUUCAUCGCACUUGUGCCAGAGCUGACACACAAGGAUACUCUAGAGGUGGCGAACUAUUCGACUUGGCUGUCUAGGGGCUGGUGUCGAGCAGAAUUGUGGUGUCGGCUAUUGUCGAACAAAGCUGACACAACAGUCAUCGUGGUGCACUCGAACGUCCAGGCCGAGUUCAUGUAUCCUCUUGAUUGGCAGAGCAACAGCAUCGUGGAAGGGGAUUUCACGGUCGAGGAUGACCGGGAGCAGGCGGUGCGAUUGGCCGACAUGGCAGUGGAGAGCAAGAUUGGACACCUGCAAACGCAGGGCCCACUCAGCCACUAUCGCUUCUAUGUUGCCUUGCGCUUCAAGCUGUUCCGCAAGGAGACUCGCGGCCGCGACCCAGAGGCUUUCCUGCAGCAGUUCUGCUUCGACACGUUGCAGGACGCGGCCCAGGAUAAGAGCAGCAUGAACGGUCUGAUGUGUGCCGUCUUCUCCGGCGACACGGACAUGCUGCGCUUGCUAGCGCAGGCCCGAGCAGAUAUGAACUACAGGCUCCAUGGCCUAGCCGAGCUAGGCUACUACGAUUCUCAAACGGCUCUGAUGGCAGCCAUGAAGUCACACCAAGCACCUUGUGUUCUCGAAGCGCUCAUUGAACUGCGCUCAGACGUGAAUAUGCCUGACCGACUUGGCCUACCAGCUCUGUACAUGAGCCGAUCAGCAGAGCAUGUCAAGGUGCUGCUCGACCACCGGGCGGACACACCGGCCUUCGUUCUGGAAGGUCCAGCGGCCUUCGCCAGCCCAGACACAGUUCAGGCACUUCUUGCCUACCGCUGUGAUCCGAGUCAGGACACCCGAGCUAGCCCGCUCCAUGCACUCUCCUUGCUCUCACGCAGCAAUCGCCGAGCCGUUGAGACUGCCAAGCUGUUGCUGAUGAGCCGAGCAGACGUAAAUACAAGAGCCGCGCGGCCAAUGGACAAUUCGCCGUGGCAGUAUCACAUGGCUCGGGCAAAGGUGGCUAUCCUAGGCUUUUCGACGUGCAGCAUGAUGACCCGGCUGCAGGCAAUCGCACCGGGCAUUUCACCACUGGGCUACGCAGCUUUAGUUGGGCAUGAGCAACUGUGUCAGCUGUAUUUGGACCAUGGUGCUGAGUCCUUUCCAAAUGAUGGUGGGGACUUGCCAGAAGACCUGGCUCGGAACAAUCACCACUAUCAUUUGUUACCAUUGUUAUCUACUUUCGCCACGUGA
Symbiodinium natans is the source of this 1719-nucleotide messenger RNA. NCBI's taxonomy places the organism in Eukaryota, Dinophyceae, Suessiales, Symbiodiniaceae. The record is from the annotation of a GenBank genome assembly.